UUACUUUCCUCUAACUAUCGAUAUUCUUUAUCAAUCCCAUAAUCAAUAUAGUGGUUGUGUUGUGUAUACUCACAGUGGUACUGGUUUCGUUUAUCAAUCAAAUUCUAUUCGAUUAAUUCAUCAUUCUCAUCUCAUUAACUGUAAGUGCCCUUGCUUACUUUUCCUCGGUGAUAACUAAACUUUUACUUAUACUACCACAAUUAUUUUAAAUCAUUUUUAAAAUUGAUUGGUGAUAUUUAAUUUAAAAGUCUAUAAUUUUCAAUGAUGUCAUCAACUACAAGAGCACCGACUUUUAUAAGUGUCAAAGUAGUGGCUGCGGAAUCUCUUUACAAACGUGAUGUAUUUCGACAUCCUGACCCCUUUGCCGUAAUAACCGUUGAUGGAUCUCAAACUAAAACAACAAAAACUGCUAAAAAGACUUUAAAUCCUUAUUGGAAUGAAACUUUCCAAUUUAAUGUUAAAGAAGAUUCAAUUUUAGUAAUUCAAGUAUUUGAUCAAAAAAAAUUUAAAAAGAAGGAUCAAGGAUUUUUAGGAGUUGUUAAUAUUAGAGUUGGUGAUGUAAUUGAUUUAUCGGUACCAAAUUCAGAAGAAACUAUAACUAGAGAUUUAAAAAAAUCAAAUGAAACUUUAGUUGUUUCAGGAAAAAUUAUUGUAGUAAUAUCUUAUUCAAAAGGUACUACUAAUAAUUCUUCAAGAAAUGGUAAUUCAUCAAGUAAUGGUUCAACUAAUUUAAAUACUAAUAAUUCUCAUUCAAUUAAUCAAUCAAUUAGUUCUUCAACUCAAAAUAAUUCCGUAAAUAAUUCUAGUGGUAAUUCAAAUGCUCCUCCUGCUCUUGGUAGUACUGAUCAUUCUAAUCAAAAUAGGCAAUAUUCAUCAUUUGAAGAUCAAUAUGGUAGAUUACCACCAGGUUGGGAAAGAAGAACUGAUAAUUAUGGUAGAACUUAUUAUGUUGAUCAUAAUUCAAGAACAACAACUUGGCAAAGACCAACUUUAGAUCAAACUGAAGUUGAAAGAGGUCAACAAAGACAAACAACUACUGAAGCUGAAAGAAGACAACAUAGAGGUAGAACUUUACCUGGUGAAACUCCUCAAUCACCAACUUUAAGUUCUGCUUCAAAUAGUAGUGUUAAUGUAACUGUUAAUGCAACAGGAGCAAAUACACCGGUAAGUCCUGCUGCUGCAGUUUCAAUGGCAGCUUCAGGAGCUACAACUAGUGGAUUAGGUGAAUUACCAUCAGGUUGGGAACAAAGAUUUACUAAUGAAGGUAGACCAUAUUUUGUUGAUCAUAAUACGAGAACAACUACUUGGGUAGAUCCAAGAAGACAACAAUAUAUUCGAACUUUUGGUCCAAAUACUACUAUUCAACAACAACCAGUAAGUCAAUUAGGUCCAUUACCAUCCGGUUGGGAAAUGAGAUUAACUAAUACGGCUAGAGUUUAUUUUGUUGAUCAUAAUACUAAAACAACUACUUGGGAUGAUCCAAGAUUACCAUCAUCAUUAGAUCAAAGUGUUCCACAAUAUAAACGUGAUUUUAGGAGAAAAGUAAUUUAUUUUAGAUCUCAACCAGCUUUAAGAAUUUUACCAGGUCAAUGUCAUAUUAAAGUUAGAAGAGAUCAUAUAUUUGAAGAUUCAUAUCAAGAAAUUAUGAGACAAACUCCUGAAGAUUUAAAGAAGAGAUUAAUGAUUAAAUUUGAUGGUGAAGAAGGGUUAGAUUAUGGUGGAGUUUCAAGAGAAUUUUUCUUUUUAUUAUCUCAUGAUAUGUUUAAUCCAUUUUAUUGUUUAUUUGAAUAUUCAUCUCAUGAUAAUUAUACUUUACAAAUUAAUCCAAAUUCAGGAAUUAAUCCUGAACAUUUAAAUUAUUUUAAAUUUAUUGGUAGAGUUGUUGGAUUAGGUGUAUUCCAUAGAAGAUUUUUAGAUGCAUUCUUUGUUGGAGCAUUAUAUAAAAUGAUGUUACAUAAAAAAGUGGUAUUACAAGAUAUGGAAGGGGUUGAUGCUGAAUUUUAUAGAUCCUUAAAAUGGAUUCUUGAUAAUGAUAUUACUGAUAUAUUAGAUUUAACAUUUAGUGCAGAAGAUGAAAGAUUUGGAGAAAUUGUUGAAGUUGAUUUAAAACCAGGUGGUAGAGAUAUUGAAGUUACAGAAACUAAUAAACAUGAAUAUGUUGAAUUAAUUUCAGAAUGGAAAAUUUCUAAACGAGUUGAAGAACAAUUUAAAGCAUUUAUUGAUGGAUUUAAUGAUUUAAUUCCUCAAGAAUUAGUUAAUGUAUUUGAUGAACGUGAAUUAGAAUUAUUAAUUGGUGGAUUAGCUGAAAUUGAUGUUGAAGAUUGGAAAAAGCAUACUGAUUAUAGAGGUUAUCAAGAAAGUGAUCAAGUUAUUCAAUGGUUUUGGAAAUGUAUUAAAGAAUGGGAUAGUGAACAAAAAGCUCGUUUAUUACAAUUUACUACUGGUACUUCAAGAAUUCCAGUUAAUGGAUUUAAAGAUUUACAAGGUUCGGAUGGUCCAAGAAGAUUUACUAUUGAAAAAGCUGGUGAAUCAAAUCAAUUACCUAAAUCUCAUACAUGUUUUAAUAGAGUGGAUUUACCACCAUAUGUUGAUUAUGAAAGUUUAAGACAAAAAUUAACUUUAGCAGUUGAAGAAACUGUUGGAUUUGGUCAAGAAUAGGCUUUCAAAUCAAUUAGCUUUAUUAAUUUCACUUUUAAUUUUAAUUUUAAUUUUAAUUUCAAGUUUUCAAUUCAUUUUAAUUUAAUUUCAGUUCAAUAAUAUCUUGUAUAAAAAUACUACUAACUCGACAACAUUUAGAAGUUCAUUAUAUCUCUUCAAAAGUUUUUUAGUCAGUCUAUCUAUUUAUCUUUUCAUGCAUAAAAUCUUCUAUAUGUAUGUUAGUUAGUUUUAGUUAAUUUAUUUGCUUUAUCUAUAUAACUACAUUUUCAUUUACUUUUACUUUUACAAUUAUAUUUACAUAUAAAUUUACGAACUAUAAUAAGUGGCGUUAUAUAUGUAAGUGGUUAAUUUUCAAUUAGGGUUAACAAAUCCCGUGUGCGAUUCUGACAUUAUCAGUAACUUAAACUAACCUUAUCGUAAUUGUUCCUUACUUUAGCGGUACAUUGUUUUCAACCACAGAUUCAAAAU
Messenger RNA from Scheffersomyces amazonensis, 3126 nucleotides. RefSeq names its product NEDD4 family E3 ubiquitin-protein ligase (gene RSP5). Gene Ontology annotation, biological process: ubiquitin-dependent protein catabolic process; protein polyubiquitination. Bases 262 to 2658 code for a protein of 798 amino acids. Gene Ontology annotation, molecular function: ubiquitin protein ligase activity; protein binding. The record is from RefSeq and is a predicted model, not a curated record. Gene Ontology annotation, cellular component: cytoplasm. Lineage: Eukaryota; Fungi; Ascomycota; Pichiomycetes; Serinales; Debaryomycetaceae. The transcript has a single exon.